AUGUCCAAUCCUUCAUCGCCGCGGAGGACUUCAUCCAUCUCGACUUCUGCUACCACACAGACAUAUGCACCUACGGCAAUCCCGACGACAUCAGUAAUAACAUCGAACCCAACCCUGACAUUUCCAUCCGCUUUCGCGACAUCGCUGCCCCCGACGCAGCCUUCGAUACCGUCAACCUACGGCUCCAACCCGUUUGCUUCCACAGGCUAUACAAGCGUUGCCGCCUCAACCUUUCCUGGGCCCACCGCGUCCGGACCACGCUUCACGGGACUCUCUGGACCGAGCUCAGAGGUAGCGAGUGCUGCCGUUGCUGCUGGACCACUGGGAAGAGGCGGCCGCAAGGCCAAGACACAUGUAGCUUCUGCCUGCGUCAAUUGCAAACGGGCGCACCUUAGCUGCGAUGUGCAACGACCAUGCACGAGAUGUGUUGCUUCAGGCAAGCAGGAAUCAUGCAUCGACGUACAGCAUAAGAAGCGUGGCCGACCUCGUCUCCGCGAUGAAGGAGAGUUCUCGUCAAUGGGCACAGGGAGAAGCUCGCCAGGUAGCUCCGUCGUAGCAGGACCGUCUCAGAUGACGCCGCGACCAAUUGCACAAACGAGACACCGUCGAGCAGAGUCCUUUCGGUCCUUGAGGUCCCAGACAAGUGAUGACUCGUCCAGCAUGAUCGGCUCUACACCCAUCCGAGGCCCACUAUCCUUCCAAUCACCAUACACUGUUCGACAGCCUGGCAUACCUGGCUCGGCUCCUCCAAGAUUCGAGGUCGCUACAGCAUUGCUAAACACGAACUUUGUCAUCAUACGAGCAAACCAGCCUUUCGAACAGAUCAUGAACAAUGGCGGUAGCACACGAGGUCGUCACAUCAGCGAGCUUGCAGCACCCGCAGACGGCGAGAGCAUCCAUAAUAUCCGGACCAGAUUGAGAGCCGAGCGCGAGGCUCGCGAUCCUGCGUACAUGCCUCCGAUCAUGCAGCCCGGGCAGGAUCCAGUGCUCAACAUAUCCGAAGCCGAUGCCGAGCAGUAUACGCGGAGCUUCAACGAUCAGACUUAUGCAUGGAGACAAGCACAGCCUGUGCCGAACAUAGAGAACUUCCCUGCCAGAGUACGAUUGGCGAAAGCCUACAGUUACUUCGUCGUCGUCACACUUCCUAGCUUUCGGCCGGUCGAUCAACCACCUGUGCAGUCCCGACCACCACCACCAGCAUACGGAGCUCCUUUUGGAUUCGGCCCACCAUUACCAUCUCCCGAGCCAUAUGGUAUAGCAAGACAGCAGACACUACAUUCGGCUCCGCCCCUCUCAGCCUACGAAUCGAGAGCACCCAUGACCUCAACACCCAUAGGACGCGCCUCUGGUCCAUUCGGCUCUUCGAGUACAUACCCACCUCCACACCCACCAAUGCCAUUCCAACACCCCCAACCCAUUCACGCCCGACCUGCACCGAUCCUCUCCCGACCACUAUCGCCACGACUAUUGAUUCGAGAACCACCCACAGACACAACCGCCUUCACACCUCGAUCGAUGCCAUCAGAGUCAGGAAGGGAAGUGGGCAGAGAAGCGCUACAACUGCCUCCGAUCUCCAGUUCACAGGCCGGUGCAGGACCGUCGGGCGCGAGAGCCUCGGGUGAAGGGUCCUCGGAGGAUGAUGAUGGAGAUGGGAAUACGACGUCACCGCGCAAGAGACGGAGGAUGGGGAUAGAUGAGGUUCUGCAGCGAUGA
Molecule: messenger RNA, 1713 nt
Organism: Recurvomyces mirabilis
Lineage: Eukaryota; Fungi; Ascomycota; Dothideomycetes; Mycosphaerellales; Teratosphaeriaceae
Exons: 2
Coding region: 1-1713 (570 amino acids)
Biological process (GO): regulation of DNA-templated transcription
Molecular function (GO): DNA-binding transcription factor activity, RNA polymerase II-specific; zinc ion binding
Source: RefSeq, a predicted model, not a curated record